CCGCAGCCAUGGCGAUAGGACCGUCAACCCUCCUGAUCACAGAGUGGACACUCAUAGCCUUAUCGACAGUCGUCAUCAUCGCCCGAAUCUAUCUCCGUCUCGUCAUCCAAAAACGAAGACUCAUGGACAGCGACAUAUGGAUGAUUUUGGCAUGGGCAGCUGGUAUUACCGUGGCAUCGUUCUGCGUCACGUAUGUUCACAUGGGCGUCAUGGAGCCAUCGGUGGACGGCACUUUGAAGGACUAUGAUGGAACUCGCGAGGAUAAAGAGUUCAUUCUCAAGUUGCUUUGGAUCUGUGCUCUGCCUUUCUUCACGGCGUUUUAUCUCUGCAAAGCGGCACUGCUUGCUGUCUAUCGCCAAGUCAUUCCUGUUCAUAUGCACAAGAGAAGAAUGUUUCUUUGGGCCACUGCUCUUUACGUUGCACUCUCUUAUAUCGUCACUAUGGUCCUUCCAUUUUGUGUCUGUAUCCCGGUCACUCGGUUUUGGUCAUUGGAACCUGACAAUAAAUGCCCGCGUAAUGCCGCAAGUAUGUUCUUGAAGACCUCUUGGGCUCUGCAUUUUGCUGGCGAUGUAUUCAUCUUUAUUCUUCCCUGGCUGAUCGUACCUGAUCUCAUGGUCAAAGGAUGGCUGCGAGUUGGUGUUUAUUUGACCUUCCUACUCGGCAUCAUCAACAUGGUCAUCAGUGUUGUACGCUUUCAUGAACUAUUCAUCGCCGGAGCCAACCGCAAGGUCUCCAUUGUGGAAGCCCACUUUUGGAAUACUCUUGACCUAUAUCUCGGUCUGGUCAUCGCAUGUCUCCCUUCAUUACGGCCGUACUUUAACCUCGCUGCCAACUCACGCGCAUUCAACAGCAUUCGAGGAAAGGGAACGAGCCAAAGUAGUCGCUACACCACCGACUCCAUCCAGAAGCCAGAAGCAGCGAGACUCACGCAGGAUCAAUCGGGCAUUUCACCUAGACGACCAAUUGGACGCUCAUCACAUUCAUCACGAGAUUUUGACUUGGAGUCUUGCGCUGGCUCUUCAGAUUCACAUGAGGAUGCCAAGAACAAGGCUUUUGAGAUUGAAUUGGCUCGGGUUCGUACUCGUGCAAGGGAGGCAUCUGACGAGUAG
Messenger RNA from Fusarium odoratissimum NRRL 54006, 1109 nucleotides. RefSeq lists its product as uncharacterized. The transcript is spliced from 6 exons. The record is from RefSeq and is a predicted model, not a curated record. The coding region runs from base 9 to 1109 and encodes 366 amino acids. Lineage: Eukaryota; Fungi; Ascomycota; Sordariomycetes; Hypocreales; Nectriaceae.